AUACCAAGAAUUCCGUGUACUAUAAAAGCAUCCGCAAUUUGAGAUGAGCAAUUAGUAAACAUUUCGAAGUAACAGAAACCUCAAACCUCAAUUAAAUUCAUUUGAAGAAAAUGCAAUUGUUCACACGUGUACUAUUACUGUCAGUAGCCGUGAUUGGCGCAAACGCGUGGCCUCGCACAGGCGAUGACCAAAGUCUGCUCCGCAUGGUAAUGGCUGAGGUUAGUUCCCAUUCGAUGAUCGAGGAUCGCGCCAUGUCACCGGCUGAGAAUGCCUGCUAUGUAGCCUACAACAAUGCAACAAAUCAGGUGGCCAAUCAACUAAGCAAUGCCACCAACAAGUGCGAAGAAGCGGCCAACCGAACCAUGCUUACCAACUAUCAGAGCACCAACUCCUCGGUCAAUCUCAUUCGCAGUCAGUUGCUCCAGUUGGAACAAAACCUGCAACGUUGCAGAAACGAAACCGACAGUGCGCGUCUAAUCAACUGCACCGUCUCCCACUUUGACGCGAAUCUUAAGUUGCUGGACACCUCCAACUCUCAGGCCUAUCAGGUUAAGUCUCAGAUUGCCGCCAAUUCAAGCAACAUAAGCUUGCAGCGUACCAGCUGCGUCAGUGCUGCGAUCAGCGAGUGUAAGGUCAAAAACAUUGAGGCGGCCAAUGCUUACGAUAGCUGCUUGUCAUUGAUUCCCUACCAGCGUGAUCUGAUUGUGCACCAAGAGCAGCCACAGAAUCAGACUGAAGAGCAAAAUCCACUCAAGCACUUCGUGGCAAAGCCAGUCCAGCAUUCCGAAUCCCCUUCAGCAAUCGAAGAAACAGCUCCAGGAACAGCCCAAGCAACAGCCCAAGGAACAGCCCAAGGAACAGCCCCAGGAACAGCCCCAGGAACAGUUCAAGAAACAGCCCCAGCAGCAGUCUAAAAACUAAUUGAUAAUUGAGAUAUGGUAUACAAAUCGAAACCCAUCUUAAUUUUAAAUAAGCGCAGAGAAUAAAGAGCUUUCAAAAUCAA
Molecule: messenger RNA, 1003 nt
Organism: Drosophila innubila
Lineage: Eukaryota; Metazoa; Arthropoda; Insecta; Diptera; Drosophilidae
Exons: 3
Coding region: 111-914 (267 amino acids)
Source: RefSeq, a predicted model, not a curated record